Molecule: messenger RNA, 447 nt
Organism: Saccharomyces paradoxus
Lineage: Eukaryota; Fungi; Ascomycota; Saccharomycetes; Saccharomycetales; Saccharomycetaceae
Gene: ERG28
Product: Erg28p
Exons: 1
Coding region: 1-447 (148 amino acids)
Cellular component (GO): endoplasmic reticulum; membrane
Molecular function (GO): protein-macromolecule adaptor activity
Source: RefSeq, a predicted model, not a curated record
AUGUUCAGCAUCCAAGACGUAAUAACUACAACCAAGACUACCUUGGCAACAAUGCCAAAGGGUUACUUACCAAAAUGGUUACUUUUCAUUUCCAUUGUAUCCGUCUUCAAUUCCAUCCAGACUUAUGUUUCUGGUUUGGAAUUAACACGUAAAGUCUACGAAAGAAAGCCAACCGAAACAACCCAUUUGAGUGCAAGAACAUUCGGUACUUGGACCUUUAUUUCCUGUGUCAUCAGAUUCUAUGGGGCUAUGUACUUGAAUGAACCACACAUUUUUGAAUUAGUCUUCAUGUCUUAUAUGGUUGCCCUUUUCCACUUUGGCUCCGAAUUAUUGAUCUUCAGAACUUGUAAGUUAGGAAAGGGGUUCAUGGGUCCAUUGGUUGUUUCAACCACCUCUUUGGUUUGGAUGUACAAUCAAAGAGAAUACUACACCGGUGUUGCUUGGUAA